AUGAAGUACUUGGCCGUGACUGGCGGGACCGUCAGUGGUCUGGGGAAGGGCAUCACCAUCAGCAGCAUUGGUGUCGUGCUCAAGUCGCUCGGACUGCGCGUGACGUCCAUCAAGAUCGACCCGUACCUGAACUGCGAUGCCGGCACCAUGUCCCCUUUCGAGCACGGUGAGGUCUUUGUGCUCAAUGACGGCGGGGAAGGCGACUUGGACUUGGGCAACUACGAGCGGUUCUUGGGCAUUACACUCACGCGCGACCACAACAUCACGACCGGUAAAGUCUACACGCACGUGCUGGAGCGAGAGCGUCGCGGCGAUUACUUGGGCAAGACGGUGCAGGUGGUACCCCACGUGACGGACGCGAUCCAAGACUGGAUCGAGCGUGUGGCUCAGAUUGGUGUGGACGGCGCACGCGCUGCUGAGCCAAGUACACUGGACGACGACAGAGCUGCGGACGUGUGUCUGAUUGAAGUGGGUGGUACGGUGGGCGACAUUGAGAGCAUGGUGUUCCUCGAAGCGCUGCGGCAGUUCCAGUUCCGUGUUGGGCCCGAGAACUUCUGUCUCGUGCACGUGUCGCUUGUGCCGGUGCUCGGCUCCGUCGGGGAGCAGAAGACUAAGCCCACGCAGCACGCGAUCAAGGAGCUGCGAAGCGCUGGUCUGUCGCCCGAUGUGAUCAUCUGUCGUAGCAGCACCGAGCUGGAACAUGCGACCAAGACGAAGAUUGGCAUGUUCUGCCAAGUGCCGGCGAAUCACGUGCUGUCGGUGCACGACGUGAGCAACAUUUACCACGUGCCACUCCUGCUGUCCAAGCAAGGCGCCGCAAGUAUCCUCAUGUCCAAGCUGCAGCUCAUGGACCGCUUUCGUGAGCCAGACCUGGCUGCUUGGUCAGCUAUGGCCCAUCGCGUGGACUCUUUCGAGCAAGUGUGCAAGAUUGCUCUCGUCGGCAAGUACACGGGUCUACAGGACUCGUACUUGAGUGUCAUCAAGGCGCUGAAGCACGCGACCAUGAAGUGCAACUACGACCUGGAGAUCGAGUGGAUCGAAGCCAGUGACUUGGAGGUAGAAAUGCGCGAGUGCAACCCGAAAGCCUACGACGAGGCGUGGCAUAAGCUGCGCAGCGUGAAUGGUAUCGUAGUGCCGGGUGGUUUUGGCGAUCGAGGCGUCGACGGCAAAGUGCUCACGGCAAAGUACGCGCGUGAAAACCGCGUCCCGUAUCUGGGCGUGUGUCUGGGCAUGCAGGUGGUCGUGAUUGAGUAUGCGCGCAACGUCAUAGGCUGGCAGGAUGCAAACAGCGAAGAGUUUGACGCGGACGCUGGGCACAAGGUGGUAGUGUUUAUGCCUGAGAUCAACCCGGAGGUCAUGGGUGGCACCAUGCGCUGCGGUGAGCGCCGAACGAUCGUGCACGAAAAGGGCGACCCGGCGAAGCGCUCGCUGGUGUCGUAUCUGUACGGCAAGGACAAGCCAAUUCUCGAGCGUCAUCGGCACCGGUACGAGGUGAACCCGGAGCUUGUGCCAGCGAUCCGUGAGGCUGGUCUCAACUUUGUCGGCACGGACGAAAAGGGGGAACGCAUGCAGGUGGUCGAGCUCGACCGCGACGUGCAUCCGUUUUACUUUGCCACGCAGUACCAUCCCGAGUUCAAGUCGCACCCGAACGAGCCGUCUCCGCCGUUCCACGGCUUGAUCCUGGCUGCUACGGGCCAACUUGCCGCGUUUAUCAAGGACGUCGAAGUCAAGGAGCAGCAGUCGUGA
Hyaloperonospora brassicae is the source of this 1746-nucleotide messenger RNA. NCBI's taxonomy places the organism in Eukaryota, Oomycota, Peronosporomycetes, Peronosporales, Peronosporaceae. The record is from the annotation of a GenBank genome assembly.